UGGCCGCCGCCUCCGAUGGAGUCCCUGCGGCUGCAGGGCCAGCGCUGGAAGUCGGCGCUGCCGCUGCUGUCGUCGUCCCGCACGUCGUUGCAUGGCGGCGCCGACCUGUGCUCGCCCUUCGAGUCACUGGUCGGCAGCCUGCGCAAGAACGGCGCCGUCUUCCUCAGCAGCCUCAGCGUUGCCGACGACGCCCGGUGCGGCGGCGGGCCCGCCCCGUACUGCUACUCGCCGCAUCGCCCCCAAGCGGGCGUACAUGGCGCCGCCGCCGUCAACACCGGAUACCACCAGGCACAGCAGCAGCGGCAUAGUGUCUCGUCGCCAACUUCGUCCUCAUUCGAGUCCUGCGACGGAGAUUUGGGCUUCGACAGUGAUAACGAUGACACGAUGGAAGGCGGGCCUGCCCUGACGGUGCGGGACGUGGCGGACGUCCUGAAAGGGAAGCACGUUAUCCUGACAGGGGGCCGAACAUGCGAGGGGUACCCGGUGCUGACAUUUCCGGACAGCGGUGCCUUUUGCAGCCUCUCCGAUGAGGAUUACAGGAGGCUUAUGCAGUAUCUGACAAGUGUUCCUUUACCACAAGACGCUGAGUUAGGUUUUGUACUGGUUGUGGACAGGAGGAAGGACAAGUGGAACUCUGUCAAGACUGUAUUGCUCAAGAUCUCAGGGUAUUUCCCAGGCGUCAUACAAGUAGUGUUUGUUCUCAAGCCUGUGGGAUUCUUACAAAAAGCGCUGUCCGAAGUCAGCAACAAGUUAUUCAAAGAGGAGUUCAAGUUUAGGUUAGUCAUGUGCAAUAACUUAGAAGAGCUGCACGAGUACAUUGAUCCCGGCCAGCUGACGGAAGACCUCGGUGGACUGAUACCCUACGACCACGAACGGUGGAUGGAGCAACGAAUGGCGGUGGAGAUGUUCACCGGCAGCCUGAAGGAAGUGACUGAGUGCGUGCGCGAGGCGACGCAGCGGCUCCGUGACACCGAGUUGCCCAACGACGUCGGUUCGACCGUGGAGCUGCUGCGCGCCCAAGGAGGCCAGUACCAGGAGCUGAAGGAGGACCUGCUGAACGCGUCGCAGCACGGCCAUCAGCUGCUGCGCUGCGUGCGACCGCCGUCGCCGGCACCCGCCGACCGGGCGCUCGGGGCUCCAGGUUCCUCGUCCGCGACCGCCCAGAGGCUCGUCAACGUGUGCGCCGUCGAGCGGCUGCUGCAGCAGCUGCACAGCGCCGAGCACGGCUUCGACGCCUUCUGGAGCGCGCACCAGAAGCGCCUCAACGAGUGUCUCGAGCUGCGCAAGUUUGAGCAGGAGUUCCGCGAGCUGCAGACCAACAUGGCGGCCAACGCGCGAGACCUGGCCGACAUGCAGGCGGUCGGCGACUCGGUCUCCCAAGUCGACACCCUGCUUCACCAGAUGGACGAGUUUCGAGCGCUCGCCGAGGAGGACCUUGAUAAAGCGGAGCAGCUGAGGCAGACCGGCCGCGAGCUCAUCAUGGGUGGCCACUACGCCGUCGAUUCAAUCGAGCCCAAGUGCGUGGAGCUGGAGCGCAUGUGCGCGGACUUUCAGGAGAAGCUCCGGCAGCGUAUGGAUCUAUUGCAUCGCUACCGAGACCUCCAGGAGCGCAUAGACAAGGCGAAUAAAUGGUGCAGUCUAGGUGUGGAGCUCCUGGCUACGUUGGAUAUUGAACGCUGCUCUUCGCCGGAGUUUGCUCGCUCGGCUCUUCAAGAGCUGGACACGUUCCUCAACAGUUCUAGUGAGUUCAAGCUGGGUGAUCCACGCGAGUUUCACCGCUUCUUCAAGGACUUCAUCAACAGUGACUCGAAGCCACUCCUGCAGCAGGUUUUAAAGAGGGUGGACGACGUAAAGCUGAUGUGCGAGAACAAGCAGGCGAGUCUUCGCAAGUUGGUCACCCGACAGGUCAGGCCUGUGCAAGCUGUUGCCCCAGAGCCUUCCGCAGUUCAAGAUUCACUGGGUUACGAUGCCGAAGCGCGCCUCUAUCCUUCCAAAAAGGCAGCUCCUAAGCACGUAGAAGUUUGCUUUGCUCAAAAUGAGGGAGUGGACUCUGGCCUGCAGUCUCUGGAAAUACUCCAGGACAAAAAAGGGCAUGUCAUGACUGAGCUGAUUGAAACCGAGAAGACCUACGUUCAUGAGCUGUACAGCAUUAUACAGGGGUACAAGAAGGAAAUGACCAACCCCGAAAUGAAACACCUCGUGCCUCACUCCCUGUACGGGAAAGCCGAUAUACUGUUUGGGAACAUGGAGGCCCUCUACCAGUUCCACAACGACGUCUUCCUACAGGACCUUCAAAACUGCCGAAGCACUCCUGAGUUAGUGGGAACCUGUUUCGUUCAAAGGAAAGAAACUUUUCAUAAACUGUACAGUGCGUAUUGCAUGAACAAACCAAAGUCUGAAGCAUUGAGACUCCAGUGUGCCAGUGAUAACGCCUUCUUCAAGGAAUGCCAAAGAAAACUGAACCACAAGCUGCCAUUGGAUGCCUAUCUGCUCAAGCCUGUUCAAAGGAUCACAAAGUAUCAGCUUCUGCUCAAGGAUCUCCUAAAGUAUUCUGAAGGUUCCGGGGAACAGUACGAACUGCAAGAAGCUGUGAACACUAUGCUUGACGUGCUUAAGCAUGUGAACGACAGUAUGCACCAAGUUUCAAUAACUGGCUUCCACGGAAGCCUCGCUGACUACGGAAAGUUGCUUCUGCAAGGCAUGUUCAACGUGUGGAUGGAGAAGAAGAAAAAGGAGCGCAUGAGGGAACUGCGGUUCAAGCCCAGCCAGCGCUACAUCUUCCUUUACGAGCACCUUGUUCUGUUCACCAAGAAGUACGGCCGAGACGACAACCCCAGCUAUGCAUUCAAGAACGCACUAAAGACUUCACAGAUAGGCCUGACGGAGAACUUCAAAGGGUCCAGGGGAGAUAAGAGAAAGUUCGAAUUGUGGCUGCACGGAAGGACACAGGUGUUCAUAAUUCAGGCGCCUUCUACCGAGUGCAAAGAUUUGUGGGUGAAGAAUAUCAAGCAAGUUCUGCUGCAGCAGUUUGAACUCUUGAAAGAUGAGAGCAAGCGCCAGCACUACGAGAAGUACGAGCAGCUGAAUGGGGUUAAGCCACAGUCUCCGAGCAGCCGCGUGCGACACACCAUCAGUGGCAUGAGCUGGGAGAGCCGGCGCGUGGCGGACAACAACAACCACAGUCGCAGCGAGUGCCAACGGGCGAGCCGUGUGCUAGGCCGCCGAGCCACCUUUCCGGCACUGCGCAGCUACGGCGCCAACGGCGAACUGUCUGAUCACGAGGACGGCUGGUCCACCGACGAUCUCUCGCAGAGCGAAGACGAAGACGACGACGGGGACAUCUUCGUAAACACCGAAGUAAACACUGAGGUCGGUGGUAGCUACGUUGCUCUGGGUGACUACGAAGCGGUGGACGUUGGCGAGGCGUCCCUGGUGGAGGGCCAGCCCGUGCAGGUGCUGCGCGUGGGCUGCGCCGGCUGGUGGUACGUGCGCUGCCUCGGAGGUGGAGGCCGCGAAGGCUGGGUGCCUGCCGCCUACCUGGGUCCCAGCGGCCGGGUGCACCACACUGCCCGUUCGUCACCUUCCGUCAGCAGCCAGGAUUCGGGCACUGGAGGCCUUCACCAUGCCAUCAGCCGCAUUAGCAUGGCCAGCAACCUGAGCAGCACUAGUCUCGAUGGGGGCAUGUGAACUUACACGCACCACGCGCUGUAAAUACUGUACAGGCAGAAGAAACGAAAAGCUGCUAACCGCUAUUGAGAACUACUUAUUCCUCUUCCCCAGCAUACGUGGGGGCAGUCUUUUUGCCGUCACUUUUGGGCAGCAACACACAUUCCAAAGAAAUUAACGGCAUUGUUCACAUCGUCUCUGAGCAUUUGCUAAACCUUCCACCAUUCGCUUCAGCAACAAUGGGCCUCGCUUAUAAGACUAAUAUGUACAAAACGCGUGAAAGACAUGUACAGUGAGAAAGAGAGAGAGUCAUACAGAUAUUGUUUAGUUGCUUUUCUUCUUCUUUCUUCCUUUUUUUUUUUUUUGAUGCGGCAGACGUAAUGAAUAUGAAUACCAAAGCGUAGAUAUCAGGUAACUGCUUCGUGAUCUUGCCGGGUUGUACCUCAUUCGUAUGUUUUGUGAUUAUACGUGAUAUGCUACGGGAUGCAUCGUAGACGCACGCAUGUUCUGUACGCCGGUGAUGUUGCGGCGUAGCUGCCCGAACGCAUGCGUCAUCUCGUGUGAUUCGUGUCAUCAUCUUCGAAGCUGCGAAUGGUCACAAAAAAAAUAACCGUCCACUAAUUGGAACCUCACCUGCAGACAACUAGCAAUAUUUGCUUGCAUUCCUUUGGCACAUUUGGCUAUUGCCGGCGCGGCUUCGUAAUUAAUAUAAUGUUGUUAUGACUUGAUAUUUUGACCUGAACAUUGUUUAUUCGACCUCUUUGACCGACUAUACGUGCACUCUGACCGCGGAAACCUCGGUGACGUUAAAUCCCUAUCGCGAAAAUUUACGUGUCAUGCAGCAUUUCACCAAAGAUAUGUAAGUAAGCUCCAACUCGGAGCUAGUAACUAGAGUAGACGCUUUUCCGCACUAUAUCUCCGAGAUAAUACACGAUCGCAGCAGUGUUUUCACCGUGUGAUAGUGAUAAGCGCCACGAAGACUUCUUCAGAACGUCUUCUUUCGCGGCGACGACUUGCGCACACUCAUUAGAGGAACGUUCCUCUGUAUGUAAAGUCACGAUACCGCAAAAAGAAGUUUGCUGCUUUUGUGCAUUUAAUUAGUGGUAUGGCAACAGGUGUGUACUUGACCAAAACGACGUACCCUUCGUCACUGUACAUAUAUACGCAGACUAGCAAAGUUCGGUGUUCUUGUUUCAUGAGUUGCGUUUCGUCCGUGCUCGUAGAUCAGCGUGCCAGGGGAAUUUGUGACGUGUGGUCAUGUGAUGUCCGUGAAGUUUCUCGCUGUUUACCUCCACCUUGCCGGUGUUGCUUUUGAAUCUUAGAUGAGCGAUUGGCUGUGAGUGUGCGCUGAGGAGUUGUCGCACGUGCCUAAGUUUGCUCACUGGCACCUGAGAUGCUUGGCUUCGUUGAUCACCCACCAACGUGACUCACCGCGUGUUACGAUAGCGUUUUUUCAUGCUCUUUCGUACUUCAUAUUGACGCGACGUGAAGACCGUUAAACUUUUUUGAGACAAGCUUUACCGUGCAAUUCCUACGACAACGGCUCGGCGUUUUUUCACCUCGUUUUGGUUUUUUUUUUCGCCUCGCUGAAGCGUAUUGUACAUAACUACGGAGAAAGAAGGAUUUUCAGCUUUAGCGUCGCGAGAUGUUCUGCGAGCCUGCCUUGUCGUAACAGCUUUUUUUUUUUUUCUUCUCAGAACCCGGAGCAGACAGACCUUCUUUGUAGAACCAGCAGAUGCCGUCUACCAAAGAUUUAUUGCAUUGCAGAGCUUUGCAAAAUGAGUUCAAAGUACUCUGUAACCAAGGGCAACGAAUGUGUAAACUAUGCUGAAAUCUAUAGCUUCCUGAUGCGUGAGGAGCCUCGUCGCGAUAUGUUGUCGUUCCCCUCUGCUUUUUUUUUUCUUGGAUUUUGUUUUUCCGGACCACUGUGACGCUACACAUGAAAGAUAGUCGUUCCAAAGUUACGUUCCACCGCUCAACUGCUCUUGCAGCCUUUCGUUGCUGUUUGCAGCCUCUACUAUAAUACUGCAAAACAGAAAAAAAAAAGUUCAAUGCCGAACGCUGUGCUACAGGAAUGUGUGCCUUCAACUUUGACUGACAAGCGGAAUGACCGGGGCCGUGCCAUAGAGAGAAAUGGUGUUUUCUUCCUUUCUUCCGAAAGUGCAUCGACACCAUGCCCAACAGACGUGUAACUGUGAGACUGAUAGGAACGUGGCAAAGCGUUUUUUUUUUUUUUUGCCGCGCGUGUUCGAACGGAAGUGGUCGGCUCUUUGUUCGAUGUUUGGUGCGACGAUGUUCUCCUCGCUGUGCUGCCAAAGCCUUAAACCGAGUUUCUUUCAUGACGUGGGAAUGGGUUGCCCGCGGAUGGGGCGCUCCAAAUACCAGCUUUUUUCCUUUCUGUUCUUACACGCCACACGUCUUCCAAAGAUCGGACUGACGUCACGUGACAUCGCUGGCAUGGGCCACGUACCGAGAGCAAAAUGCGCGCUUGGCAAAGCAAGACUACUUUCGCUAUACUACAGGUGACACUAGAAAAAGCGAGGGAUUGCUGGCGCUAAAUGUUCUGAGUGGCGUACCUUGUCGAAAGGUCCCGCUAAACGGGGUCAGGAUCGUGUUUUUUGGAAGGGCUAAAGGGUAAACAGAGAAUAGCAUCCACGAGGCCUAGUAUUGCAGCUUUUUUUUCGAAUCUCAGCUGCUAUUUCUUCACUCUGAAAGCAAAUGGACAUUCGUAUUGGCAAAGGUUUCUCCCAUAUCUCGAACAACACCCAUAAGAAAGCGAAUGUAUCGCAUUAUCUUCCUGUCCAGUAAUCUCACGUGAUCGUAUGAGAUUGGAUGAGAUCCGAUACCUCACGAUCUGAUCAUACAGUACAGAGGUGAUAGUGCAUAUGGGUUUCAGUCGAUCUUGGGAUGAAAGAAUUACCUUGCAUUGAGUCCAAUGGUUCUCGAAUGCUACACCGUGGAGAUCAAUUCAGACAGCUGUUUUGCGAACGCCGACCAGAAGGUGAAUAAGAAAAGCGGUAUUACAAAGCUUCCGAAAAGCAUGCUAUCGAAGCAUACCAGAUCACGUUGCUUGUACAUGUUACUCGAAACGAAGCCGCAAUUAAAUGUAAUGGAUAGCUGGGGUUUUCUUAAGUAGUCUACGAAUGGGGAUGUUGUGUAGUCUCCGAGUCGACACCAAAGACUGAGACGCGAGAAUGAGCAGAUGAUACAGAAUGAAACUUUUCUUUUAGUUUUCGUCCCGCUGACCACUAACCCCUUUUAACUUUUCUCCCGUAACCGUCAGUAUACCGAGAAGCUACAGCUUGGUUACUCUGCCGACUACAACUCUGUCACACACAUUUGACAGCGUACAGUUUCACUGAGCAUCGUUUAUCAUGCCGUUUCUGCAACUAUGCUAAAGCUGGAAUGGACGCUAGUAAGUAAUCGUAAUAAAAACUGUUGCGCAUUGGUCACUUUGCGCAAAUAUGACUGCCAUUUGAUUCCAAAACCAAAAGUAGGCGUAGUGAUAAAGCAUUGGCAAGUUAUAAUAAGCGUAUUAUUCAAUAUCGUGAGUUAGAGAGUUCGACUGGCAGAAAGGUUCGUUCGGAGGACCAAGAAAUGAGACUAAAGCUCAAUAAAUUGGGCCGUCACCGUUUCUUAACGUACUCAUUCGCUGACUAACAAGAGACAGGGCAUACAUCGACGAGGGCAAUUCUCUUAUGCCUUGAAUAAAAGCGCCUGUCACAUGCUUCGAGGGUAGAGUGAUUUUCCUUACCCCUCGGAUGAAUUGCACAUCCAGUACGCCCUAUCUAUAUUAGCACCAUACGUUUGGAUGCGCUUAACGUAAGUUCCUAUACGAUAGAAUUUAAUAUGGGACUUGCUGCCUCUGCGGGCUUAUCCGUUUGUUUUUGAAAAUUUUGACUCGUAGCUGACCUUACCUGCCGAUUUCAUUCGUGCUGCUGCGUUUGCUGAGAGUCUGAAUGUGUUUGGUAAGCGGCAACUAAGUUGAGGAAAUAGAAAAUGCAUCGAGAAAUGAAAUUGGCCUCCCGUAUCCGCCGGAAAGUGUCGAGUUCGGUCGAUGGAAAGGAUGAAUUACACGACUCUAUCGCGCUGACGUUGGGGCACUGAGGACGAGCUCUUGCUCCUGCCACGUCCUUGUCUUGCUUUUCCUUAUCACAUGACAGCUAUUAGAUUGUGUGUGUGUUGUCUACGUGUUUAACUUGAAGCAACGCGAUCCGUGCACGCAUUCAGUGCAGAGUGGAGACACUUCCUGUUUUAAGUGCACGCUUAUCCUGCCUCGCAUAUGUGCAAUGCACUGUGUGCGCCGCUGUACUUACAAUAAUGUAAGAGAGAGAGAGAGAAAAGUGAAAGACGCUGUAAAUAGCAGUACACUUGUGUCGCAUUGAAAGUCGCGUGUUGUUCUGUGUCUGCCAAAGAAAGAAUUGUGUGUAUAUGAACAUCGCACUUGUGGUCACUUAUGUUCGUUAGUGAAAUUUCAAAGAGGCUUGUGCAUUUUCAGCGUCUGAUGCCAUUAAAGAAAGUUUGGUUCCGAAA
Rhipicephalus sanguineus (brown dog tick) is the source of this 8199-nucleotide messenger RNA. RefSeq names its product guanine nucleotide exchange factor DBS. The transcript is spliced from 24 exons. Gene Ontology annotation, molecular function: guanyl-nucleotide exchange factor activity; protein binding. Bases 16 to 3687 code for a protein of 1223 amino acids. The record is from RefSeq and is a predicted model, not a curated record. Lineage: Eukaryota; Metazoa; Arthropoda; Arachnida; Ixodida; Ixodidae. Gene Ontology annotation, biological process: intracellular signal transduction. Gene Ontology annotation, cellular component: cytoplasm.